Lates calcarifer (barramundi perch) is the source of this 2448-nucleotide messenger RNA. Its product is annotated as urokinase plasminogen activator surface receptor. The record is from RefSeq and is a predicted model, not a curated record. Bases 123 to 1394 code for a protein of 423 amino acids. NCBI's taxonomy places the organism in Eukaryota, Metazoa, Chordata, Actinopteri, Centropomidae. The transcript has 9 exons.
ACAUGUUGUCACUAUCAAAGAGGAAGUGAAGGGUAGUCUGAGGGAAGACCACGCCUUCUUAGUAGGACUACUUAUAUCUAUAACAGAUCAAAAUAGAAAUAGUUGUACCUUUCCAUCACAGCAUGGAUCUGCUCCUCAUCUUUGGGAUUGCGCUUCUUCCUCAAGCCUACACUCUGAAAUGUUAUGAGUGUAUACUGGGAGCCUCAGGAUCCUGCACAGGCAAGGAAAAGGAAUGCCCAUCACAGGAUUAUCAGUGUGGUGCAAUGAAAGUCACUUCAUAUACAGGUGAAUCAAAACUAAGUGCUGACUCAAAAGGUUGUGCUUUGCCUAACGAGUGUGUUGAGGGCUCACUGAACUUUGGAGUUGCCAGAACGGUUUUUACCAGCAAGUGUUGCUCCUCAGACCUCUGUAACACUCAACCUGCCCCAGACCCCAGCAAAUCCAGUCCCAAUGGUAAAAAGUGCUUCACCUGUGAUGGACAAAAGUGCACUGCAACUCUAAACUGUGCGGGGAAUGAGGACAGCUGCAUCUCAGCAACAGUGUCUGUGGGAGGUGAAAAGACAACAGUGAAGGGCUGCGCUUCCAAGACAGUAUGUGCAAACAUACAAACUGCACAGAUGAUGGAAGCCAUUGGAGCAGAAAUGAGCUGCUGUCAGGGUGACUACUGCAACAGCGCCAACAGCACAAGUGCUGGUUUCUUCUCACCUUCGCAUUGGCCUCAUACUCCUCAAACCCCUUUCCUCAUCCUUUCAACCAACCCCAGCAAAUCCAGUCCCAAUGGUAAAAAGUGCUUCACCUGUGAUGGACAAAAGUGCACUGCAACUCUAAACUGUGCGGGGAAUGAGGACAGCUGCAUCACAGCAACAGUGUCUGUGGGAGGAGGAAAGAUGACCAUGAAGGGCUGCGCUUCCAAGAUGAUGUGUGCAAACACACAAACUGCACAAAUGAUGGAAGCCAUUGGAGCAGAAAUGAGCUGCUGUCAGGGUGACUACUGCAACAGCGCCAACAGCACAAGUGCUGGUUUCUUCUCACCUUCGCAUUGGCCUCAUACUCCUCAAACCCCUUUCCUCAUCCUUUCAACCAACCCCAGCAAAUCCAGUCCCAAUGGUAAAAAGUGCUUCACCUGUGAUGGACAAAAGUGCACUGCAACUCUAAACUGCGAGGGGAAUGAGGACUACUGCAUCUCAGCAACAGUGUCUGUGGGAGGAGGAAAGACAACAGUGAAGGGCUGCGCUUCCAAGACAGUAUGUGCAAACAUACAAACUGCACAGAUGAUGGGAAUCAUCGGAGCAGAAAUGAGCUGCUGUCAGGGUGACUACUGCAACAGCGCCAGCAGCACAAGUGCUGGUCUUCUGCUCCUGGUGGCACCACUGAUCUCUUUAGUUUUUUCUUAACUUUUGACCUCAUAUUGCUCACACCCCUUUCCUCAUCCUUUCAGCCAGUGUGAGACAGUAGAAAGUUUAACAAGCAAAGAAUGAAAAUAUCAUUUAGUAGAAUUUGAUUCUUAGUGUUGUUAUUACCCUGACACCAAUUCUAAUUAGAAAAUCAAAUAUUUUGAUGUUACUGAUGAAAAGCAAAAUGAAUAAAUUUGUUAGUGUAUUUGUGUGUUUCAGAUUUCUAAAUAUUUUCUCAGUCUUAUUUAAAAGUUUUAAGUGUAAAAUGUACUUCUGAUGUGUAUCAUAUAACCACUGAUAAAAUUUAGACCUAGUCACUGGUUCACAGUAAGUAAUGUAAAAAGGAUUAUGCACAAAGCUUUAUUUGCAUAAGAUUAAUGACUCUGUUAGUAUAAACGCUUACUCAAAUCAAGUUAAAGUUAAGUUAUGCACUUCAAACCACUGUCCCAAUACAUAUUAACUUCAAUUAAUUUCAGAGCUAAGAGCUUUGAUGCCACUAGUCAUUUAGUUAUUUCCUAUUUAGAUAUUUAGCCUUCAAAAUAGUAGUGCAAUGACUUGUCUGUAUUUAUUUAAACCAAGCAACAAUUUAAGGAAAAAAACAAUAACAACAACAAAAAACAAAACAAAACAACAAACUUCAAAUUUAGCUGAAAUGGCUUGAAUUGAUUUUGAUUUGUGUUGUGUUAAGAUGAUUAUGAUGAUGAUGAUGAUUAUGAUGAUGACCCAGAAGGCUGGAAUGAAGUGUAUAAAAUUAACAACAUAUGGGUCCCAGCUUUUUUUUUUUUUUUUUUUUUUUUUUUUUUUUAGCAUUAUGAGGGUUCAGUCUGAAAUCAAGGAUUUGAAUCCCUUAUACUGUAUACAGUGUCCAGUCCAGCAUGAAGUCUCUGGAUACUCCUACAUUCCUUUGAAAGGGGUUGGAUGGUGUCCAAAUUCAUGUGUUCUGUGUGCUAUAGUUCUUUGUCUGUGAUUUUCAUCUUUUCUCUUUGACGUCUUUCUGUGAAACUGCAUUGAUAUGACCUCCAUAUUGUAUAAAAUAUAUUCAUUAACAACAAAA